Molecule: messenger RNA, 2598 nt
Organism: Brenthis ino (lesser marbled fritillary)
Lineage: Eukaryota; Metazoa; Arthropoda; Insecta; Lepidoptera; Nymphalidae
Source: the annotation of a GenBank genome assembly
AUGCAGCUGGUACUGGUAGCCCCAAAUCCCAAUGUCAAAAAAGUCAUCUGUCAAUUCGUCGCCCGAGCUUUUUUCCAGGUUCGCCUUCGUCCGUUAUUUCUUAACAUCUGGGACCCAAGAAACUGUUUUGUGCAAACUACAGUGAAAAUCAUGGCUGAAUCUCAAAUGAACGACAACACGACUUGCGUAGUGUGUUUUAAGAAUGUCGUGUAUUACUCAAUUGGCGAAUGUGACCAUCCUGUGUGUUUUGAAUGUUCAACCCGCAUGCGAGUUUUGUGCCUGACAAACGAAUGCCCUAUAUGUCGCCAUGAUCUUUCUAGGGUUGUGUUUACUGAAACUGUCCAACCUUACAAAACAUUGCACAAUCGAGUAUUUUCUGAUCGAAUGUUUGAAAGGCAGUUCAAAAUAGGAUUUUGUAGUGAAGAGAUUAAAGAAGCCUAUGAAAACUUACUUGAGAACCGUUGUAAAUUAUGUGAUAAAUUGCCUUUCCGUACAUUCAACAUGUUAAGUGAUCAUAUAAGGAAGGUGCAUGAACGUUACUUUUGUGACCUCUGCGUGAAACAUUUAAGGAUAUUUACCAAUGAAAGAAAGUGCUAUACUCGUCAAGAGCUUGCUCACCAUCGACGGAAAGGUGAUCUAGAUGACACUUCCCACAGGGGACAUCCAUUGUGCGAAUUUUGUGAGGAGCGUUUUAUGGAUGCAGAUGAACUUUACCGUCAUUUGAGAAAGGAGCAUCUAUAUUGUCACUUAUGUGAUGCGGAUGGAAGGAACCUGUACUACGCGUCUCACUCCGCCCUCGCGCAUCACUUCAGGACUGAGCACUAUCUGUGUGAAGAGGGAGAGUGUGCGGGGCAACACUUGACAGCCGUGUUUAGGAGUGAAAUUGACCUAAAAGGCCACAAGGCGACGGUGCACGGGCGCGGCAUGCCGCGGGGCGCCACCAGGCAGGCGCGCACCUUGGAGUUACAGUUCAAUAUCACCCCCCAUCCCGUCGUGCAGAGAACGCCUAGAGAUAGAGACAGAGACAGGGAGUACCGCGAGCGCGCGGAGCCGCCGGCGGCCGCGCCCGCGCCCAUCGACCCGCGCAGCGACGAGCAGUUCCCGCGCCUGUCGGCCGCGCCGCCCGCGCCCGCGCCGCUGCUGCCGCACCCGCCGCGCUCGCUCAGGGGCGCAGACGGGCUGGCGCGCAACGACAAGAACUUCCCAGCGCUGGACGGCGCGGGGCAGGGCGCGGCGCCGGCGCGGCCGCCCGCGCGCGCCGCCGCGCCCGUCGCCGCCACGCUGCUGCGCAACUCGUCAUCAAAGCCGAGCGUGUCUAUCCAAUUGCACAGCCAGCCUAGCGCGAGCAACUUCCGUCUGACGCAGACCAGCGGCAACCGUAUAUCGAUACCGGCGCAGAAGAAACCGCCCCUCUCUGAUGAUGAUUUCCCCUCUCUUGGCAUCGCUAGGGACGAUCACCCCAGUAUUGGCGCUGGAACUGUUCAACCAUCAAAGGUCGCGAUGAUCAACAGUGAAGAACUUCGAGUGAUUAAGAACAAUCAAACUAAUCACCAGCCAAAGAAGAUGCAGCUGAGUUCAGAAGCAUUUCCUGCGUUGUCGUCGACGUCUGUGCCGAGUGCGCCUCCUCAAUGGAUUACUGUGUCGAAAUCUAAAGAGAAAGCCAAGCCGAGACCUGAGCCCGUACCAAUUACCCGUGGACCGGCUUUCAACCCCGUGGCCGACUUCCCAACCUUGCCCGUUAACAAGUCGAAGCCUAAGAAGAUGCAGAUUCAACAACCGCAGUAUCAAUCGAUCUCUUCUAACAAUAAUGUUCCCAAUGAGACUAACAAAAACAAAAAGGACAAAAAGAAGCAGAACUCAAAUACUAAAAAGGAUAUUUCCCCUGAUUUUAAUCUCGUCAACGGCAUGAGCGAUAUGAAAAUAAAAAAUGAGUACAUAAAUGCAAGUGUAAAUAAUAACAACAGCAGUGUGGAGUCCGAUAGGAAAAUAAAGACGAUAAGUGACACACCCACAUCCACAACACCGAACGUGCAGAAGACUUCUGGUAAUGGAGAUUUUUCUUUAGCGCUGAAAGAGUAUCCGCCUCUGAAUCCGCGUGGAGAAACAGCCGCAAUCCCGCAGCCGCCGCCCCCGCGCCUACACAACGGCAGCGCGCCGCCCGGCUUCAAGAAGCGCCCGCCCUGCGACGGCAUGACAUUCACCAACUCGGCCGGUCAGACCUUCCCAGCGCCCGUGCACACCUACAUACCACCGCCAGACUUCGAGAUGAGGAACCGAGCGCUGGUGAAGAAGUUCGCAGUAGCCCUCGGAGGCGCUGCGGCCGUCGAGGACUUCAAGGUCGCCUCGCGCGCCUUCCGCGACAGCAUCAUAGGAGCGGAGGAGUUCUAUCAACAUUGCAAGACGGCUCUGGGUCCUCAAUUAGAGUCGGUGUUUCCGGACCUGGUGGCUUUACUGCCAGAUAUAGCGAAGCAGCAGGAGCUGGUGGUCGGGCGCGAGGUGGCGGCGCGGCUGGAGGUGUGCGGCACGUGCGGGCAGCUGCUGGCGCCGGCCGACCGCGGCGCGCACGACUCGGCGCACUGGCCGCCGCUCGCGUCUCGC